CCUUAGACAAAAGCCCCUUUUUUUGGUACAUCAACUACCAAGUAUUGAGCCAUGAAGGUUGGGAGCCAGAUGAAGCAGAUGGGGAAGCUGAACAAGGCGCUCAAGGAGCAGAGGGCCAAGCUCUACAUCAUCCACCGCUGCGUCGUCAUGCUCCUCCGCUGGAGUGAUUGAUCCAUCCGUCGAUCUGUUCAUCACAGAUCGAUUGAUGAUCAGUCAUUUGUUUCAGCCGAUCAAUUCCUUCUGUUUUGGAUCUUUUUUCACCUUGCCGAUGAUGCAUUCGGCGGGGUUGCAGAUUCCAGCGGCAUGGCCGAUAUGUGGUGCAUGCAUGGAUGAAUAUCAUCCAUGCAUGCAUUGCGCUGCCUAUGCUUGCAUUUUAGAAGGGAUUGAUCGGUUGAAGUUUUCCUUUCCAUUUUUUUUUCACCUGCCUCUUUGGAGGCAGGGGUGUGAGGAGAGGACGCCGGAGCACUCAGCUACAAAGGUUGAUGCGCUUCCGUUCUCUUCCACAAAUGGAGAAGGUUGAUAUAGAUACCAGUUCAUUUCGUUUGCUGGGACUCCAGUUCAGUUGGCUACAAAUGCUGCCGAUGCUGAUUACACGCAUGAUUCUGAAGAAGAUAAGAAGAUCAAAAAGAAGAUUAAAUAAGACGCCGAUCUCAACUCAUGGAUUAUUCUGCUGGGAUGGUGCUCGUUGACAUUGUAAUCUAAUCUGAAGAUGUUGCUUUUCGUUCUGAUCCUUGUAUUGUAAUGUUGCUGUCCAGGACAUGGUUUCUGUUCUUGUGUUUGUACUGUAGCUGGU
Molecule: messenger RNA, 793 nt
Organism: Triticum aestivum (bread wheat)
Lineage: Eukaryota; Viridiplantae; Streptophyta; Magnoliopsida; Poales; Poaceae
Product: small polypeptide ROTUNDIFOLIA LIKE 2-like
Exons: 1
Coding region: 52-171 (39 amino acids)
Biological process (GO): negative regulation of cell population proliferation
Source: RefSeq, a predicted model, not a curated record